Molecule: messenger RNA, 457 nt
Organism: Empidonax traillii (willow flycatcher)
Lineage: Eukaryota; Metazoa; Chordata; Aves; Passeriformes; Tyrannidae
Gene: ISCU
Product: iron-sulfur cluster assembly enzyme
Exons: 3
Coding region: 20-442 (140 amino acids)
Biological process (GO): intracellular iron ion homeostasis; iron-sulfur cluster assembly
Cellular component (GO): mitochondrial matrix; cytoplasm
Molecular function (GO): ferrous iron binding; 2 iron, 2 sulfur cluster binding
Source: RefSeq, a predicted model, not a curated record
CGCCCGCCCCUCAGUCAAGAUGGCGACGCUGAGGGCGGCGGGGGCGGCGCUGCUGCGGCCCCGGGCCGGGCCCACCCCGGCCGCGCUGGGCUACCACAAGAAGGUGGUGGAUCACUACGAGAACCCGCGCAACGUCGGCUCCCUCGACCGCAACGCCAAGAACGUAGGCACCGGCCUGGUGGGCGCCCCGGCCUGCGGCGACGUCAUGAAGCUACAGGUGGAGGUGGACGAGAACGGCAGGAUCGUGGACGCCCGGUUCAAAACGUUCGGGUGCGGCUCGGCCAUCGCCUCCAGCUCGCUGGCCACCGAGUGGGUCAAAGGGAAAACGGUGAGGGAGCUCUGGGAAAGCUUCCGAGCGUCACACCCGCCUGUGCUCUCUGUCCAGAUCGCCCUGGCCAGGGAAUCCCGGCACUGCUUUGUGCUGGAGCUUAGAAGGCAGUGACUGCCAGCCCUGACU